AUGAGAUUGGUUCAAUUUUUCUUGGUUUUCUACAGUAAGUCGGAAUUACCGAAAAUGUAGUUAUGACGUGGCAGCCGCAAUAAAACAUACCUCUUUUUCAGCUAUCUGCACGUGUUAUUCAUUGCAAACUGUGAGUUUCCAGCGAUUUUGAUCUCUGCGAACAAAAAAAAUGAUUUUUAGACCGAUUGUCCAGCCGGUGAGCCGCUUCAAAAUGAUCCGAAUUGUACAAUCGGAAUUCGGUAUCGAAAUCCAGAUGAGCAAGAAUUCUGCUGUCGUGAGUUGUCUGGAAAUGGGAAAUUUUGCAAAAAAAUCCACCGAAAAAAAAUUUCCAGCGAAUAAAUCACCGUGUAAACUGACCGGACUGGCUUCGAAAUUUCUCUCCCGGUUUUAUGUGACAGAUUCUCCCGCAUAUAUAAGACACCACGUUAGCAUGUAUCUUUCACAUCGCAAAUAUAUCUAUCCGAUCGAAUCGGACACGGAAUUUUAUGUUUGUCGUGAGUGCGCGUGCGCCAUUCUGAAAACAGAAAAAUGCGAAAUUACUACUGUAGUUGACAACGGUGUUUGCACACCCGUUGCGUACUUUGCAUUUUAUUUGACGCACAAACAUUUUUUCGAGGGUUUUUUUUUGGGUUUUUCAGCUCUGGGGCUGAAAUUUUGCGCUCAAAACGAGGAAAGUGAUGAUUUCCAGGGAUUUCAGCACAAAAUUCUAGCCUGGAACGUUGUUGUUCUAGUAAAAAAACAGGUUUUUGCUGAAAAACAAAGAAUUCAUGAUUUUCAGACGAAUUUUUGUGUUUCUGACUGAAAUUUCGCGUUAAAAACGAGGAAAUUGAUGAUUUCCAGUGAUUUCAGCACGAAAUUUCAGCCUGGAAAUAUAUUUUCCUAGGAAAAAACAGGUUUUUGCUGAUUUUUUUGUUUCUGACUGAAAUUUCGUGAGAAUUUCCCAUUUUCAGCAAUCCCAAUCGGUCAUUUAUGGUUUGAUCAAUACAAAAAUGGAACUGUACCCAAAGAAUAUUUGCCAACAAGUCAGUUUUCUCCCAGAUUUUUCAUCGAAAAAGUAUUAUAAGUAUUUUCAGAUCCGAAUUACCUUACUGAUGAAAUCCCGCAUUGCGCGAAAAAUUCGGAUUGCAAGAAUUUCGAACAUUUUUGCGGAAAUGUUUUGAAUCCGGAAUUCGAGGGUGGAAGUGAGUGGAGGAAAUUUCAGAGACUAAAAUGUCAACAAUUUUCAGCGAGAGAUGGGAAUUUCACAAUGCAGUGUAAUGCGAAUAAUUGUGACUAUGACUAUAGAAAUUGGACGUUUGCCGACAAAAAUGUGAAAUUUUGCUAUAAGAGUUAGUUUUUGGGGGGCCACGUGGAUUUUCCAACCGACCGCGACGCACAGCCGCACGCGACUGAAAAUUCGCAAUUUGCAGAACCCGAGCCACCAAACUACAGUGGAGUCGAACAACUUCAAACGCGCUCCAAUACACACAAUAUCGGAUUUUGCGAUUUGGAUAGUGAUUGUCGAAAAUUGGAUGUGAAUUCGAUUUGUGGAAAACAGUUUGCGUAUAGUGGAGCACUUUUGAGAUGGACUAGAUAUAUUCCGGAUUCGGCACCGCCUGGAUUUGGACUUCGCAAAACUUAUGAAGGACUUUGUGUUGAAGGUGGGCGGGGUUUUGCAGUUUUUUUGCAGUUCGGGGUUACUGUGGAAAUUUUCGACACAUCUCGCCAAGCAGCUGAGCCUAGAAAAUCUAAUUGUCAAGGAGCCGCGCCUUGAGAGCCUCGUUUUCAAGCAGCCGCGCCUAGAGAACCUUGUUGUCUAGGACCCGCGUCUUGAGAGCCUCUCUGUCAAGCAGCCGCGCCUUGAGAGCGUAGUUUUCAAGCAGCCGCGCAUUCAGAGCUUCUCUGUCAAGCAGCCACGCCUUGAGAGCGUAGUUUUCAAGCAGCCACGCCUUGAGAACCCCUCUGUCAAGGUCCCGCGCCUAGAGAACCUAUUUGUCUAGGACGAACGUCUAGAGAGUAUGUUUUUCAAAAAUAAAGUCCAAAUUUCAGCCAAGCCAAUCUCUUUCACCUUCUCCUCGCUCUUCAAAAACCUCGAUUUCGACGCGAAAAAUCAAGAAAUCUCCAAAUAUCUGCCAGUCGACUGGAAAUCCGGAAAACAUCGAGAUGAAUUGAAAAAAUGCGCGAAAAAUGGAGAUUGUGACGGAGCUGGUGAAUUUUGCGACAAUAUUUAUAGUUUACGAGAGGAGAAGAGCAAUUUCGAUGAGUUUUAUAAGUUUUGCUUCAAAGGUGAAUAUUUUCAGAAUUUUUAUGCUGAAAUUAAAAAAAAAUAUGAUUGUUGCAGCACCUGACAAACAUCAAAUUCUCCCAGAUAAAUCUGGCCUUUUACCAUGCCAAAAUUCAGAAGACUGUGAAGAUUCAAAUCUAAUUUGUCAAAAGACAACUCAAACUUCCUUCACAGCAAUCAAAAAUGGGAAAAUUCGCGAAUUUUCGGGAUUUUGUAGAAAAUGCGAGGAUUGCUCAGAUUAUAUGAUGCUUAUAAUUAUAAUUGUGGUUUUGGUUUUGAUGAUUGUUUGCGCGUUAAUUGGUGGAUUUUUGUUUUGGAAGUUGAAGUUGAGGAAGAAGGGAAAGAGGAAGAAUGGAGAAAGUUCGGAUGGAACAGGAACGAAAUCGUCCGGUGGUUCGAAUCAGCCACCGAAGGUGUGGAAGUGACAAUUUUUGAGUUUUUUUGAGAAAAAUGAACGAUUUAUCGUAUGAUUUUGCAGUGGUAAAUUGAGCUAGACACAAAAUACGUGGAUUUUCCUGUGAAUUUUUUUUUUGCAGUUCGAGUUACUGUAGUUCAUUUAGAGUUUUCUUGCAGUACGGUCCAAGUUUUGAUGAAUUUCAACAGCACAGAAAAAUCCACCCCAAAUUUAAUACGUUUCAAAAAAAUAUCAAGAAAAUUUCAGUCGACCUGCUCAAAAAAGAGAAUUUCCAAGUUUCUAGUUAGAAAAAUCCACGUUUCAGAAUUUUUCUGAAAAAAACCCAAAUAAAUAAAAUCUAGUUAAGUUUGGUAUUAUCAGUGAAAUCAUACUUUUUGACCAUUUUAUCAUCAAAUUUUCUGUGAGCGAAAGAAAUUGAUAACACAAAAAUCAAAAACUAUGCAAAAUUUUUCGAUUUUUCUAGUUUUUCUACUUUAUUUCGUGAGAACUGUAGAUUCGCAGUGUAUUUCUGGAUUUCAGCUGAUCAAUAAUCAGAAAUGUGUUAAGGCUGGUUAUUUUUUUUUGAAAAUCUUUUGAAGCCCCUAAAAAAGCCCAGGCUACUUGAGCCUAAAGCCCACUAAAGUCAUUGAGAGCUCCCUUAAGGUAUCAGAAGCUUAUUGAAGCCCGCAAAAAGCCUGAGCCCAUUUUUAGCUCUUCAAUUUCCAGCUAAUCACCGAGCCAGCUUCACGUGGCGAUGCUGAAAGACAGUGCAAUCUUAUGGGAGGAAAUUUGGUGACUUCGAGAACGUCGAUUGUGAGUUGGCGCCAACAUUUUGCAGCUCGGGGGUUACUGUAGAAACUUAAAGAGCCUUGAGCCAAACUGCAAAAAAUCUAGAUCAACUACAGUAACCCGAACUGCAAAUGUUUUCUUGCAAAAUCUACAGUAACACUAGAUUACUGUAGUCAAUUUUGUAGAGCUUCAAAACAAUCCUACAGUAAUCCAAACUGCAAAAAUAACAUUUUGCGACGAAAAUUCACCAAAACCUACAGUAACCCUGGACUACUGUACCUCGUUUUGUAGAAAAUUUUAAAAGCUAUUCAAAAUAGACUUAUAGUAAUCCAAACUGCAAAAAUAACAUUUUUGCGACGAAAAUUCACCGAAACCUACAGUAACCCUGGACUACUGUACCUCGUUUUGUAGAAAAUUUUAAAAGCUAUUCAAAAUAGACUUAUAGUAAUCCAAACUGCAAAAAUAACAUUUUUGCGACGAAAAUUCACCGAAACCUACAGUAACCCUGAACUACUGUAUCUCGUUUUGUAGAGAAUUUUAAAAGCUUCAAAACAACCCUACAGUAACCCGAACUGCAAAUGUUUCAGAGUAUUCAGUAGCUCUAAAACUUGCAAAAUCCUCAGUAACACUAGAUUACUGUAGUCAAUUUUGUAGAAAAUUGUAAUCCAAACUGCAAAAAUAACAUUUUUGCGACGAAAAUUCACCGAAACCUACAGUAACCCUAGACUACUGUACCUAGGGAAUUCCGAGAGCUUUUCGAAAAUCUACAGUGAUUCAUUCCAGGAUAACUCAGCGCUCACACAAAUCGCUCUAAACUCCUCUUCCGCCACAAAAAACAUCUGGAUUGGUCUCGAAUGCCAAGCCGCAGAUCUAUCCAAAUGUGUUUGGGACGAUUUCCACGUGGCAGUCUACUAUUACAGUAAUUUCGACGUGGCAAUGCCCGAUGUGACACGUGGCAAAUGCAUCUAUUUGUCGACGGAAAACAACGGCGGCGGGAAAUGGUUGAGCGCCGAUUGCGAACGCGAAAAUUUCAGCUAUUUUUGUGAGGUAGAUCAAAACUGUGCGGCAAAGUACGGCCAGAAUUGCUAUUUUUCGCUGAGCGGAAAAUUGAGCCAAGCGGAAGCGCGGAAUGCUUGCGGAAAACUGCAUGGUGCCCAGUUGGCCUCGAUUCACAGCUACUACGAGAACACCUUCAUUUGGUACAAUAUUUUCAAUGCUCCCGCGAGUUCUGGGCUCAAAAAUUUGACGGCCGCGGGAAUUGGCGCCAUUUUUCCGGACACUUGGUUGGAUGGAAGUGCUUGGGAUUAUUCUGGAAAUGUGACUGAAAAUCAAGCGACUGGAAAUUGUUACAGUAUGGUUUUGGCUGAAAAUGGGCGGGGCGAUUGGAUUUCGUCGAAUUGUGACACGUGGCAACCAGCGAUUUGUAAGAGAGCAGCUGAUUUGUGA
Molecule: messenger RNA, 4892 nt
Organism: Caenorhabditis angaria
Lineage: Eukaryota; Metazoa; Nematoda; Chromadorea; Rhabditida; Rhabditidae
Source: the annotation of a GenBank genome assembly